CUCCAUUCUUCUUUCGUUCGAACAUCUAUCCGCUCGACACGAUUUCUUUUAAGUAGGGUUGAGUAAGAGUUCGAUUUUGAAAUCGAAUGGCCACGGGCCGUAAUUUUAUGAACAAUAGCUGCGGCUAACUCCUCCCAUUCGUCGAUUCCAUCCGUUGCGUUAUCGUAUUUUUGUGAAUAGAGCGAUUGAGAAAUUUCGAUUCCGUUGAAAUCCUUGAAGAAACUGCAACUCGGAGUCAGGUGACGAUUGUAUAGUAAAACAAUAUUGCGUAUUAUUUAUCCAUGAAUGGAUAAUUUGAAGUAAAGAUGGAGGAGGAUAUAAAUUCAAUCGAGGAACAGAAUAAAUCGUGUCGAGCUAAUAAAAUAUCUCAUAAGUCAAAUAUUCGAAAAUUUUUUAGAGAUGUUUGGCGUAGAAUUAAAGUUGAAAUCAAUGGGGAAGAACAUAAACGUUCAAACGAGUAUGGGGAUUAUUAUUUCUGUAGCGGUGCCGCCUGGGGUCGUGGUAGCCGUGGCCGCGGCAGAGGUCGCGGGGGCGGCGCGAGCCUCCUCGGUUCAGGCGUCGCCCCCGCGAAUUACAAUUCAGGACUGCAGGGCGUAGCGCCUGAGCUGCGAGAAGUGGUGAACAUUCUUGGGGAGAGGAACCAGGUUGGCACGCUGACGGGCGUGGGGCCACCGCCGGGAGCCUUGGACAGCGACGGCCAGGGGGACGAGGAGGAGGGCACCUCGACGAAAAGGCCGCCUAGGCCCCUCUACAGGAGGCUGAUCAAUUACGUUCGACAGGCGUGGACCGGAGUGAAAUUCGCUCUAGACUCGGAGUACGAGGAGGAACAAACGCCGAGAUACAGGCCCGACUCUUUGGCGAGUCUUUGUCGUGCCACCAGAUUCACAGAGGCAGAGUUGAAGAGAAUAUAUCGUGGCUUCAAGGCGGAAUGUCCCACGGGAGUCGUCAGAGAGGAAACUUUCAAGUGCAUCUAUUCACAAUUCUUUCCGCAAGGAGCCAAUACUAGCCAGUACGCGCAUUACGUUUUCAACACCUUGGACCAGGAUCAUAGCGGUAUUCUCAGUUUUGAGGACUUCGUUACUGGUCUCAGCAUACUGUCUCGUGGUUCCAUCGAUGAGAAACUGCGCUGGACAUUUUCUCUUUACGACAUCAAUGGCGACGGUUGCAUCACGAGGGAAGAAAUGACGGACAUCGUGACAGCUGUGUACGAGCUGAUGGGCAAGUUUGCCGAUCCGAAUUUGGAUCACGAGGGUGUACGUGAGAAAGUAGAUCGAAUGUUUCAGAAGAUGGACGGGAACAAGGAUGGAGUGGUGACGCUCUCGGAAUUUCUGGAAGCAUGUCGUGCCGAUCCAGAUAUUUCCACGAGUAUGGCGGCUCUGGACACGGCCUUCUGACACUCGGCACGACCACGAUACAUGCCAUGGACCUGAAAACAUUCUGUCGAUUUGGAAAUAUAUGUAUGAAUCGCUCAACGUUGUACCUUACCUCCUGGACCAGAGGGGAAAGAAUUUCCUCAAGGUGUGUCAGCGAAGAUCUCGAGCGAGCCGAGAGAUUAGACUCCCCCUCCCGAGAGUCUGUCUAUGCUCGUGCGCGAAUUUUCGGGAUCGAAAGACAGCAAGAUCUCGAGGAAAAAAAAAAAAAAAAAAAAAAACAAAAAACGACGUAGAUUUUUUUUCCCGCAACUUGUUCGAAAACACGGUUUGUAAGAAGGGAGUCGCGUUUAAAUGAUCCGACACGACGUCGUUUUUUCGCGGAUGAAAAAAAUCCCUCUUUAUCCGUCGUCGUUAAACUUUAACGUCAAACGAUACGCGAAACACGACAUCUACCGGAAGAUCGGACGAAAUCGGUCCUAAGAAAAUAGAGAUUGCCCUUUCGAGAUUCGUAGUUCUAGCUAAUUAAUCCAGUAUGCGUUUCGUUAGGUAAGAAAGGAUUAGAUGAAAGACGAUAGAAGCAAAGUAUAUAUAUAUAUACACAUAUGUAUAUAUAUAUAUAUAUAAAAAAAGAUUAGAUAUCAAACAGAGAGAACGAUAUUAAACGAUUGUUAGAUAGUUACGAACAGAACUUGUUACGAACUGGUUUCCGGUAGUUCAUUUUUUUUUUAGGAAGGAACGCGCGCUACAAACGAUGAACGAAUAGAUAUAUAUAUAUAUAUAUAUAUUGAAAAAAGAGAGAGAGAGAGAGAGAGCAGGUUAACAAAAGAGAGAGAAAAAAGAAAGAAUAUUGAAAAUCGUGAAAGAUGAAAAAAAAUAAAUAAAAGUUAAUUUAAUGUAAGAAAAUGGAUCGUAUUCGUGUAGCACAGUGUGUUUUAAAAAGGGGAAUUUUUUUGAAACGCAAAGAAAGAAAGCGUGCCAUUGGACGUAAAAUUGUGAAAUUGUGGCACUCUGUUCGAGCCAAAGAUAUAGAUCCAAUAGGGAAGACGUCGUGAGAAGCAAGAUUCUGAGAAUCAAUCUGUGCGAGAAUAAUAAUUGAGCUUGGCUUACAUUCAUUUUUAUUUCUUUUGUCUUCACUUACAAAUAGUAAUAUUUCAAAGGAAAAAGCAAGAGAAGAAAGAAAGAAAGAAAGAAAAAAAGGAGGAAGAUGUAGAAAAGAGAAAGAGAGAGAGGGGAGAGAAAGAGAAAAAGAGAAAAAAACAAUUUCACUUUGGCUCAUGUUUUUUAUAUAUCGAGAGUAACGCAUGCACGGUGUUGCAACAAACAAUGGAUUCUUAACACUGGAUUUAAAAUAACAAUAACGAUGUAGUCUAGUUUUCUACGACAACCAUAUUUUUUUACGAGACUUAUUCUUUAGAGCAUUUUUAAUUGGAACUGUUGAAUUUCACUGUAGAAAUUAGCAAAUUACUUUCUUUUUUUUUUUUUUUUGUUUUAAUACGAACAACAUUUGUUUACGUUAUCAUAAAGAAAAUCAUCGUUCGGCCUUCCUUCUUUUCGAUUCAAUUUCCCAUAUCAAUAAUAUUAUUUUCGAUUAAAUCUUCUUAAUUCCAAUGGAGUUGCGGAAGAAAAAAAAACGCACGAAUUUUUAGCUUGCCGAUAAAAUAGUUCCAAUUUCCAUUACAUUAUUCGUUCGUAUCUCGAAGCGAUUGCGAGAUAGAUUUUUAGUUGCGCAACGAGGCGCUAUAUAGCGAGCGGAGAUAGAUCGCGUAUUCGUCGCAAGGUGUUCUUCCCAGACAAAAAAAAGAAAAAAAGAAAAAAAGAAAAAAAAAACGGGUAGCGGUAAAUUCUCGAGUACGAUUUUUAACGUAUAAUAAUAAAUAUCCACGAAGAAAUCGACGUGUUUAAACGUUUAAACGCACGGCAAACAUUAGCCGUGGAAGAGAAUAAAGGAAAAAACAAAAAGAAAAAAGAGAGAAAUAAUUAACGUGAGACGUAAAAAGUAUAUAUAUAUAUACAUAUAUAUAUACAUAAAAGAGAUAUCGUAAACCCCGCUGGAGCAGCUGGCCAUGUUGGGCGGGGCUCGUUGUUUCUAGUACGUAAGAGAGUAGAUUAAGCGAUAUGAUAAAAGUAUUUAUUUUUGUGACAGGUAAGUGAAUUAAUUAUUAAUCGUGGUAAGAAUUUAGCUCGUAAAGACUGCGUGCUGCUAAAGAGAGAGAAGCAGAGGGAUAGAUGGGGGAGAAGAGGGGCGGGGAUAAGAGAGAUAAGGAGAAAGACGCAAGGAGGAGGAAGAAGAAAAAGAUGGAAACAAGAUACGCGUUGAUUUUCCGUUCAAAACGAUCAGGACACCGAGUUUUAUUGUAAUUAAACGUUUUAAUGCGAUGAUUGGACCAAAGCGUCCGUGGAACGGGCGAUGACGAUUCGAAAUAAUAUAUUUAAUCAUUUUCCAUCACUGCCUAACUUCCGAUUAACUUGUAUAUAAGAACGGAUACACUGGAACGAACAUACGGGAGAGAAGGAAUCGCAGAAUGCAUCGGGGAAAAAAAAGAAAAAAAAAGAAGAAAACUUCGAAACUUCGACCUCAUCUUGAUGGAAGAAGGAACGAAGAGAUGUCGAAGUAGUAAUCAAUAAUUCGAUAAAUCGCUCGUGAGAUUUUCGUUUCUAUCGUACAUUUAUCAGAAGAUAUUCCGUCAAUUGUGAAAUUAUAUUAGCUCCUUUCGAUCGACUUCUUGCAACCAUGAGUUACUUCGUUCGAACAGUUCGUUUUUUUUUUUUUUUUUUUUACUUUUAAGAGGAAAAAUUGCACGAUGCAUCCGAUCAACGAAGGUGGAUUCUAUAAAAAGGAGGGAAAACGAAACGAAAUAUAUAUAUUCAAUGGAAAUAUGAGAACGAAAAGGAAAAGGAAAUAUAUCUGUAGUGCACGACCGGAAAUGCCGGAAUAGAGAUUUCUCCGAUUUUUAGCAGCGCCUACAUAUUUAGGAUGUAAGAUUUACGUAUAAAAAAAAAAAAAAAAAAAAAAGAGAGAGAAAAGAAAA
Messenger RNA from Apis laboriosa (Himalayan honeybee), 4402 nucleotides. RefSeq names its product Kv channel-interacting protein 1-like. Bases 306 to 1394 code for a protein of 362 amino acids. Gene Ontology annotation, molecular function: calcium ion binding. The record is from RefSeq and is a predicted model, not a curated record. The transcript is spliced from 8 exons. NCBI's taxonomy places the organism in Eukaryota, Metazoa, Arthropoda, Insecta, Hymenoptera, Apidae.